Molecule: messenger RNA, 2735 nt
Organism: Sarcophilus harrisii (Tasmanian devil)
Lineage: Eukaryota; Metazoa; Chordata; Mammalia; Dasyuromorphia; Dasyuridae
Product: schwannomin-interacting protein 1
Exons: 8
Coding region: 719-2158 (479 amino acids)
Biological process (GO): positive regulation of hippo signaling
Cellular component (GO): plasma membrane; cell junction
Source: RefSeq, a predicted model, not a curated record
ACCUAACCGCUCCUGAUCUUAACUUUUUGACCGAGAAAAAGGCGUUUGCCUCUGAUGCCGUUUCCUCAUCUGUAAAAUAAGUUGGAUGAGAUGAUGUGCAGGUUAGCUCUUGAGCUCGAGAGUCCUCCUCUAGGCAACCCCCUUCCGAGCCCCGAAUUUACACCGAUGACUCACUGGUGCGUCCCAACGGCAGGUAGUGAGCCCCCUGGCCUCCCAGCUUCGCUGGCAGCUCUGGAAAGAAGCAGCUUCUCUCCUUAUAUGGUGAAAAGGGCCCUGUCCCUUUAAGGCCGGGAGAUGGGGCUGCAGACAUCCCCUGGAAGUUUUGCAGCAGCCUCAGCCUCCGGGGCGCGAUCCUGGCCGCUUUGCAGGGGAGCUCCCGGACCUUCCCUAGGAACGCGCCUCCCGGAGGCCCCGGGGCCGGCGGGCUGGGCACGGUGUUGGGGGAGGGGGCCGGGCCGGAGUUGGCCGAAGUUUGAGUGUCAGGGCAGCGGCCCCGGCGCCCGGGGAUGGCGGGGGCGGACACGCGGCCGCCCUAACUUCCAGGGUAGGACGGCCCAUCAAGGUUACGGAAGGCGCCGGGCUUGGCACCGGGACGGGUAUCUGCACUGGCGUCGGGCACGGGCAGCCUGCGGCCGGGCCCCGGAGAUGCAUGUAAGGACAUGUGCCCGGAGGAGGCCGGGAAUCUGAGCGAGGGCAGGGGGAUUACCGAGAGGAUGGGAUGGAUUUAGCCAGUGACGCUUGCAGCAGCAGCCGCUCCAGCUCCCGGUCCAACUCCAGCAAAGUGACCCCGUGCUCCGAGUGCAAAUCCUCCUCGUCGCCCUCCUCCUCCUCCUCCCCCGGCAGCCUGGACUUGGUGGCUGCCCUGGAGGACUAUGAGGAGGAGGAGAGUUUCCAGGUCUAUCGGAAGAAGGUGAUUGAUGAGUGGGAAGAAGAAGAGGACGAGGAGGAAGAGGAGGAGGAAGAAGAGGACAACAACCGGGGCUACCGGGACUACGGGCACACCGCCGGCCACCAGCGCUAUGAAAAGCCGGCCAACGGGAGGGGUCACGCCAAGGAGCUGAGGGGGGUGAAGCCCCCCACCUCCAGCAAGAGCACCGGCGGCUGCGGCGGCACCGGCACCGGCGCCCGGGGCACCGUCAUGCCGCCCCCGAUCCCCAACGGCAACCUUCAGCCCCCUCCGGACCUCAGGCACAACGGCAACGUGGUGGCGGCCGGACACCGGGGAGGCCACCCCGCCCCCCUGCAGAAAGGUCGGCCUGCGGGGGGGAGGCCGGGGGGCCCCGGGCCCGCGGGGCUCCUCCCGCUGCACCCCUUGGACGGUGGGACUUGUGUCAAGGAGGAGCCCCAGCUCCCCACCAUGGACUGGGAGGCUUUGGAAAGGCAUCUGGCCGGCUUACAGUUCCAGGAGCAGGAGGGGCGCAACCAGGGCCACGCGAAGCCAAACUCCACCUCGGCACAGAAAAAUGAAAGAGAAUCCAUCAGACAGAAGUUGGCUCUUGGGAGUUUCUUUGACGAUGGCCCAGGAAUCUAUACCAGCUGCAGCAAAAGUGGGAAACCAAGCCUUUCUUCCCGGCUACAAAGUGGGAUGAAUUUGCAGAUUUGUUUUGUGAAUGACAGCGGCAGUGACAAAGACAGUGAUGCAGAUGACAGUAAGACAGAAACAAGCCUGGACACUCCUUUGUCACCUAUGAGCAAGCAGAGCUCUUCCUAUUCUGACAGAGACACAACUGAAGAGGAGUCAGAAUCCCUGGAUGACAUGGAUUUCCUCACCAGACAAAGGAAGCUGCAGGCAGAGGCCAAGAUGGCUCUCGCUAUGGCCAAACCAAUGGCCAAGAUGCAAGUGGAAGUGGAGAAGCAAAACAGGAAAAAAUCUCCAGUGGCCGAUCUCCUGCCACAUAUGCCUCAUAUAAGUGAAUGUUUGAUGAAAAGAAGUUUAAAACCUACCGACCUGAGAGAUAUGACCAUUGGGCAACUACAAGUGAUAGUCAAUGAUCUCCACUCCCAAAUAGAGAGCUUGAACGAAGAGUUGGUGCAGCUGCUACUCAUCCGGGAUGAAUUGCACACGGAGCAAGAUGCCAUGCUGGUUGACAUAGAAGAUCUGACUAGACAUGCUGAAAGCCAGCAGAAGCACUUGGCCGAGAAAAUGCCAGCAAAAUGAACCCGGAGCCCCCACCAGGAGACCACGCUCGAAAACUAUUGUACUUCUGUGGUCGUAAAAUGUGGAUACACCCUUGAAGGGGUGCACCAAGAAACAAAAAAAAAUCAGUGUUAGUCAUUGAUGAUGUCCGAAGCUUCAUGUCCAGUGAUUGGCCUUUGCUUCUUAAUUUAUUUUAAUUUUAACUCGUGCCACUAAAUAACCGGCAUUUUAAUAAAAUACAGUUAUGAGAAGAAAAUGUACAGUAGCCAUGCUGUUACAAACCAUGGUUGGGAACAGAGGGUAGUUUAACUUUAUUUUUUAUUUGUUUAGAGACUUUCAGUUGGACCCGUCCUUUCCCAUUGCCUACUUUUACUCUUCACUGUAGUUCACUCUAAAGAAGAAGCUGUCAAAGCCGGUGCUAUCCAAGUCCAAACCAUACCUGCCUGCCUCGUCGUGAAGUUGUAGCUUUCCGUCAUCUGGAUAUUUUAAUCAGUUUUCAACAUUUUGUGAAUGUUGACUACCUGACCUUCAUUUUUAGAUGUGCUAUUAACAUUGAGCUGGAUUCAGAGAGUUUCCCUGGAACGUUUUAUGUAUAAAU